AUGAGCUCCGAUGUGGAGCCAAAGUCGGGCAUACCAGACUCGCUGCUCCGAACAUUACGGGCGAAUUCGGAGUCCCACUUCCGCCCGGCGCAAGAAGAGCUUGAGACUGGCUCCCUAAAACCUGAUGGCGCCUGGAAUUACAGAAGUCAGCGCUCGAAGCUUAGCCACCUUAUCAAAGCUCCUCCUAGCCACAGUGGGCAGGUUGGCAGCCGCGACAUUUCCUUCCUCCAAGACAAAGCAAACAUGGACCACGGCUCUUCAGCGAAUAUCGACGAUUCUAUCAUCCCAAAGAACUUCCAUGUUAUCAAAAGCAAACGUGUCAUCGGACUUGAUGCUAAAUCCGGUCCCUACAGAACAACUUUGGAAGAUGGGCUCAACCGUCUUCGCGUGUUUCCUUCUCUUCAACCUAAUCGGCGAGUAGACGCAAUAAUGCUCAACGAAGCAAUGGAUAAAAUGCUGGCCGAAUUGACCACCAAGCCAAAGACAGCUGCUGGCGAAGGCAACCAGGGACAUAUUCACGACGUUCUUGACACGAUCAAGAAGGAGCAGGAUAUUUACGACGUCGUUUUUUACGAAAUCAUUCGCCAGGUGACCGUCGAUUGCAAAGAGCGUGGCCAACUCUUGUCAAAACUGAGGAGGGCCUACUCUGAUCUGCUUGGAAGGAUUCCGGAAUAUGUCGGGGGAAUUCACUCAGAGUUGAUCGCUCAAAGAGUUUUGGACGGAAAACUGACAUCGCAAAUUCUCUUUUUCAAGAGCGAAAUCGACCGACUCGGCAAUGAACUCCAAAUUGUCAAAGAUCACGACAAGUCGAUCAGCGAAGAAGCGGAAACUAGUAAAAAAGAGCUUCAGUACGCGAUGAGCGAAUCGGCCAAGAGUGCUGCAGUUUUGGAGGAGUAUCAUCAGCUGUACGAAUUGCAGAGAGAACGACUUCAGAAACAUAUAAAAAAGAUUACGACGGAACGCGAGAUCUGGAACACGGCUGCUUAUUCACUGGCAAUCAAACUUGUCGAUGAAAAUGAGUUGUCUGUUGCGCGGAGAAUUUACGUAUCAGAACGAGCUUGGUCAAAACUCGCCCGGCACUUUGCCGUCUUUUUGGCAGAGCGAGAUUCGAACGAUUUGAAUCUUCUGCAAAUGGAGGUGCAUAGAUGGCGCGACACAGCUUCAAAUUUGAAGAGAUUGAGCCAAACGAAGAAUAAUAAGGCUCGUGAGCUUGCAAAAGAGCUUUUCCAAGAGCUCGCAAAAGUGAUGGAAGAAUUUAAGAAAAAGUUCAUCUACAUCGACUUUGCUGGUGGGCGUCGAGCAAAAGAGCCCGAUCUAAACAGCGCAGAUCAGCUGAUCGAAGAUUUUGAAUUUGUUACCAUCAAACUAGGCAAAUUCAUUCAUACAUUCGACAACUCCGAUCCAUUGGCAGGCAAGUGCGGGAAGUAUCUCGAAGACAUGGAGCAGCGGCUAAACAACUGGACAGACAUCGCCGUUGAAAUUUACUCUCGUCAUCGAUCGCCUACGGAUCAGAAGCAUGCACAGCACAAUAUCAUGACAGACUUGAACGAAAAGAUCAUUCGAUAUCACCAUCAAAUGGUCGACAAAAACACAGGGCAGGAUUUUUCAAUAAAUAAAAACAAUAUUGACUGA
Messenger RNA from Oikopleura dioica, 1632 nucleotides. The record is from the annotation of a GenBank genome assembly. NCBI's taxonomy places the organism in Eukaryota, Metazoa, Chordata, Appendicularia, Copelata, Oikopleuridae.